This is a messenger RNA of Venturia canescens, 1004 nucleotides long. RefSeq lists its product as uncharacterized. Bases 1 to 597 code for a protein of 198 amino acids. The record is from RefSeq and is a predicted model, not a curated record. Lineage: Eukaryota; Metazoa; Arthropoda; Insecta; Hymenoptera; Ichneumonidae. The transcript is spliced from 2 exons.
AUGUGCAACAGCAACUGGGCUAACAGAGGCAACAAGAAACAGGAGGAAAAGGGCUGUUGGAACGAGAUGGAAGAGCUGAAAUAUCUGAUCGGGGCGAUCGAUUGCUUAAAGUGUCCACACGUUCCACCUCCACCCUCCUGCUCGGUGAUGCUCCCACCAAGAAUCCAAGAAGUCCCGUGCAUCAUGCAACCUCGAAGGCCCCCCUGUCCAGUCCCGCCACCCUGUUGUCCUCCGAUCGCGCCCGGACCUUGCUGUCCUUGUCCAUUGCCCAAGGCGAAGCCACCUGAGCAGCAACGAAAGCGGCGACCACCUACGCCUCCCAAAUGUUGUCCACCGUGUAAUCCCCUGCCGUGUUACGCCAGUAAGUCAUCGAGGUCGUUUCGAACCGUAAUUUCCGAGGGAAACGUCCCUUUGGACUCAUUUUUCAAAGUUUUUUCGACUUUGGAUAAAAAAUUUUGGCUCUUUCUAUUUUGUCUGUCACGAAAUUUGAUAAAUUGUAAAAAAUUGACGAUGCUGAAGAAAAAUGUUGUUGGGCUCAAAAUGAUGGAACUGGUCGAACGAAUAAUUGAUUUUUCGAUUUUUUUCUCAAUCGUUUGACACUCUUCGCAUUGUUUUUUCAUGAUGAAUGAAACAAAAAUUGUACUCGAUGAUUGAACGAGUGAGGAAUGAGUGACUGGCGUCCAAUUGGCUAAAAUUUGCGAUCCUUUGCAUUGAGUUAAUAUUGCGAACUUAAUGGAUUGGUUCAUGGAACAUUUUAUCGUUUGUUGUCCCUGCAGUGAAACGCGUGUUGAGAGUUUUUUUAAUUGCGUUUUUAAUGAGGUCGGCGAUGGGAGGAAAAAUGAAGUGGUUUCGUUGUGGAUUAAAUCGAGUGGAAAAGACAAAAUGAAAUUCAUUGUGUUGAUCUUUCCGGGAUUAAUUAAAUGGAAUAUUUUUAGUUAUUUUUUUAUUUGUGAAUUGGAGAUAAAAAAAUGUUGGAAAUACAAGAAAAUUGGUUCAUUGUGAAA